Cricetulus griseus (Chinese hamster) is the source of this 2248-nucleotide messenger RNA. Lineage: Eukaryota; Metazoa; Chordata; Mammalia; Rodentia; Cricetidae. The record is from RefSeq and is a predicted model, not a curated record.
UAUGGCAGCGGGAUACCGAGCGAGCCGGAAGUCAGUACAGUACUUCCGCUUCCACAACACUUCCGGGUUGGAAGACUAGGGUCUACGUUAUCUCGGGGAAUAUGAUGGAUGGAGACUCCAGAAGAUCUAAAACCCACACUGCAGUUUUUUACAAGAAAAAGAAACAGUCUUCUGUAUCUCAGAAAAGACCCCAGACACAAUCCCCUGAGAAUUUAGAGAGUGAGCAUCUUCAGGUGUCCAAGCUGGGGAAGAGGAGGGAAUCCCAGACACCAGCCCCUGAGAGCUUGGAGAAUGAGCAUCCUUUGUUGUCCAACCUGGGGAAGAGGAAGAAGGAGUCUCAGACACCAGCCCCUAAGAACUUGGAGAGUGAGCAGCCUUACAAAGCCAAGAGGAAAAAGAGGAGGAAGGAGUCCCAGACACCAGCCCCUGAGAGCUUAGAGAGUGAGCAGCCUUACAAAGCCAAGAGGAAAAAAAAGAGGAGGGAGUCCCAGACGCCAGCCUCUGAGAGUUCAGAGAGGGAGCAGCCUCACAUAGCCAAGAAGAAGAGGAAGGAGUCCCAGACGCCAGCCUCUGAGAGCUCAGAGAGUGAGCAGCCUCACAUAGCCAAGAAGAGGAGGAGGAAGGAGUCCCAGACGCCAGCCUCUGAGAGCUCAGAGAGUGAGCAGCCUCACAUAGCCAAGAAGAAGAGGAGUAAGGAGUCCCAGACACCAGCCUCUGAGAGCUCAGAGAGAGAGCAGCCUCACAUAGCAAAGAAGAAAAGGAGGAAGGAGUCCCAGACGCCAGCCUCUGAGAGCUCAGAGAGAGAGCAGCCUCACAUAGCAAAGAAGAAAAGGAGGAAGGAGUCCCAGACGCCAGCCUCUGAGAGCUCAGAGAGUGAGCAGCCUCAGGUGUCCAGUCUGGGGAAGAGGAGGAAGUUCCAGACACCAGCCUCUGAGAUCUCAGAGGGCCAGCAGCAGCUUCACAUAGCCAAGAGGAAGGAGUCCCAGCAACUUACUUCUUCCCUUCUGAAAAAUUCAGAAACCUUCCAUAAAGCCAAAAAGACCACUUCUACCCAUAAAAAGAAGAAGAGAAGUAGUGUUUGGGAGGUGGAUAUGGAAACAGGGAUCAUCCUUGUAAAUAAAGAAAACAUGGAGAACCUGCUAGAGAGUUCUAGGAAAGAUGUAGAUAUUGUUUAUGUAGAUAUAAGCAAGGGACAGAAGUCAGCAAAAGUGGACAAAGCAGAGAAGCUGUCCAUUGCUGAGUCCCUGAAACAUGACUAUCAAGAGCUACACAGUGAUGUUAAGAGGAAAAAGAAUCAAAAGCAUCCAAAGAAAGUUGUAUCCUGGGAUGCAGUAGAGGAAAGCCAGCCUGAGAGCAUCACCCUGCCCCACUCGGAAUCCUUGUCUUCUGUGCAUCUGGAAGGCAGAAGCACAGGACUAUUGGUAUCUCAUAAAAAAAUGUCUAAGGAAAAAGUGUCCAGGAACCAGGAAUUGGGAGCCGUGCCUGAGAGUCUUGAUAGUGCACACCCUGGAGGAGAUGGCGAGAGGGUCAAAGGAUCCGACAGAAGCAGGAAAAAGACUAAGAAAGGGAAGUGUGCGUCUGUUGCUAUUGCCACCUCUAGUGACAAUGUCCCGCUGCUUGACAACUAUGCUGAGAAUGCCUUCCUGGAUUCAUUAGAAGGCGGUGAUGCCUUGAGGGAAGAGGAUGUAGACCGCAGACCAAGGAAGGCAGAAACCCAGGCUUGUUCUAGCGAGAAGCCUGCAGAAGAGAUGCAGGGGGUAGAAUCUACCCGUGAAGAAGAAAGCAGUUUGGAAUCAGCCAGCAAUUCCGCAACAAGAUAUGUAUCUGAAGAUGGGAGAGAUUCUGAUGAAUCGGAUGUGGAUUUGGGCUCUGCAGUGAGGCAGCUCAAAGAGUUCAUUCCUGACAUUCAGGAAAGGGCAGCCACCACAAUCAGACGCAUGUAUCGGGAUGACCUGGGGCGCUUCAGAGAAUUUAAGGCACAAGGUGUUGCUAUUAGAUUUGGCAAAUUUUCUGUUAAAGAAAAUAAACAAAUAGAGAAAAAUGUGCAAGAAUUCCUGUCCCUGACUGGAAUUGAGAGUGCAGACAAGCUGCUAUACACAGACCGAUAUCCAGAGGAAAAGUCUCUGAUCACCAACUUAAAACGGAAGCAUGCAUUCAGACUGCACACUGGGAAAGGCAUCGCUCGGCCAUGGAAGCUUGUAUACUAUCGUGCAAAGAAGAUAUUUGAUGUGAAUAAUUACAAAGGCAG